Molecule: messenger RNA, 1562 nt
Organism: Cryptomeria japonica (Japanese cedar)
Lineage: Eukaryota; Viridiplantae; Streptophyta; Pinopsida; Cupressales; Cupressaceae
Exons: 7
Coding region: 145-1527 (460 amino acids)
Source: RefSeq, a predicted model, not a curated record
ACAAUAAUUUUAUCUUUGUAACAAUAAUUUAAAAACUUUUUGAAUCCUUUCCAGUUUUAUUCUCUGUUCAACCGAUAUUUGGCUAACCCCUGAGGAAAAGCUCGCCCAAGAUUUGUUGAACAUACGAAAAGCUUUUCAGUGGAGAUGGGCUGCAUUGGGUGGUAUGGGCCUCUGAUUGAUCUGGCAGCCGCCCCUGCACACAUCGGAGGAUAUGUGCAGCUUCUUGUCUUUGUUCAUCAAUUUCAUCCUCCUCAGAGGCUUAGAGCUUCAAAUGGCAGAGAGCUAUUGAAGUCAAUGCUACAGGUUGGUGACAACAAACAACCAUACUUUGAUGUUUCUAUGUGGCAGAAGCAUGUGGAUUCCAACAUAUCUGCUGGUGACAUUGUCCUAUUACAAAAUGUGAAGGUAACAAAAUUUCGAGAUGUGACGAUGGCAACAACUAUUCAACACUCAUCUCUCAAAGUACUAUUUCAAGCACACGAACUUCUUUCUAGCCUUGGUACAGAUGAAGCCAUAGAAAGGGCACUAGUAGGGAUUACAGUGAAGAAAAAGUUAAAGAUCGUAAUUGCAUGGGCAAAAGAUACACAGUCUACUUUUCUCUCUUAUUUGGAUUCUAUGCGUAAAUAUAAUAAUAAACUGCAUAAUGGAGAUGCAAAUCAAACAUCAUACAAAAACUGGUUAUGCAGUGAGAAAAAAGAGUUGAUACAUUGCUCAUCUAUUGGAGAAGUUGUUUUACUCAAAGAAUUGUCACUUGUGCGAUUCUUUGGAAAGAUUGGAGAGAUCUGUUUACCACACAACACAAGGAAGUUGGAUACAAUCUUAUCUGUGGAAGAUUGGAUAUUUGUUAGUAAGACUUUCCGGGGACUGACAGACAAAAGCAUCGCAAAAGCUUUUGUCUGUAAAGGUUGCAAGAACUGUGGCUGCCCCGUAGAAGUGGACUACAGGAGCUAUUUUAAUAAAAAUCAAGCAACAUUGCCACCUUACUGUGGGAACAAUGUUAACCAGAUUCAUCGUAUUGGCUGGAUUUACAGGCCUUUAAUGCUCCAUGUGUGGGAUCGAUCAGCAAAUAUUCCUGUUCUUGUGAAGAAUUUAGCAGCCAAACAACUUUUUGCAAAUAUUCCUGCCGAGUCUAUCUUUGAAAGCCUUGAAGACUCUAGUUCUCUGAACAAAGAUAGGAAAACUGAAGUGACAACUAGUGACAUCAAUACUUACCAAGACAGGGAAGAUUCUCAUCAGUAUAGUAGAAAUGUGGCAUAUAUCAAAAGAGAUGAUAAAGGCAUUUCUACUGAAGAUCUCUACCCAGAAGAUAAACAAGCAUCAAAAGGGGUUAAUCAACAGAUAGAGGGAAAUCAAAGUUCUCAUGUGAUAGAUUUUUUAAAGAUAUUUUUAAUUUUACUUCGAACUCUUCUACAAAAAGAUGAAAAUAGUCCAUUUGAGUUUCAAAUUCUUGUCCAUCCUAAUGCAUCCAAAGGAACAGGGAUUUGUGUAUUUGAGCUUGUUUCCUUCAAGAUGCUCACAGAGGCUUAGACAUAAUUAUAAUUUAUAGAAAAUUCAUUUCUCAA